Python bivittatus (Burmese python) is the source of this 2411-nucleotide messenger RNA. The record is from RefSeq and is a predicted model, not a curated record. Lineage: Eukaryota; Metazoa; Chordata; Lepidosauria; Squamata; Pythonidae.
GAGUCUGGCGGGGCUUGCCCCAAGAUCUCUCCCUUUUCUGCCCUUCCCAUCUAGCUGGCCAAGAUGAGCACCGCCGACAAGGAGAGGCCUCCCCAGUUGCUCUUUGUGAAGGCCUUGGCCAGCAGGGGGCGGAUCGAGGCCAUCGCCCAGCAGAUGGGCUAUCACCCGCACUACCUGGACAGCUUCCUCCGGAUGCAGCAUUACCUGCUGCACAUGGACGGGCCGCUGCCCUUCGAUUGCCGCCACUUCAUCGCCAUCAUGGCAGCCGCCCGGCAUCGGUGUCGGUACUUGGUGAAUCUUCACGUGCUGCAGUUCCUGCGGGUGGGCGGUGACCCCCUGUGGCUGAGAGGGCUGGACUAUAUCCCCCCCAAACUCCGCCGGCUCAGUGAAAUCAACAAGGUCUUGGCCCACCGCCCCUGGCUUGUUUGCAAAGAGCACAUUGAGAAGCUGCUGAAGAUCAGCGAGCAGAGCUGGUCGCUGGCCGAGCUGGUCCACGCGGUUGUGCUGCUCGCCCACUACCACGCUCUGGCCAGCUUUGCUUUCGGCUGUGGCUGCGAGCAGGACGCCGGCCCAGAGGGACGGGGCUUGCUGAAGCUGGGCCUCCCGGGGAGUGUCUGCUUCUGCGACGUGGGCAACGGCUGCAGCCAGGAGCUGCUGCACCUGAACCGCAAGCGGUCCCUGGAUUCCUGUGUGGAGCUGGAGUCUCUCCGGGAGCGCGUUCACCGGCUGCAGGUGGGAAACGAGGCCCGGGAAGAGCUGAGGCUGCCUGCUGAGCGGGAGGAAGGCUUCGACGGGGAAUUCUCUGGUGCUGCAGAUCUCUCCUGCUAUGUCCUGGACCCCAGCUUUGGCUACCAGGAGUUUGCACCGUGCAACGAGGACCAGCCACAGAUCUUCCGUGUGCAGGAUUACUCCUGGGAGGACCACGGCUUCUCGCUGGUGAAUCGGUUGUACUCUGACAUCGGGCAUCUGCUGGACGAAAAAUUCCGUAAGGUCGACAGCCUUCACAGCUGCUCGAUGGCCAAGCGGCAGGGUUGCGAACACGCCACCUUUAAGCGAGGGAUCUGGAACUACGUGCACUGCACAUUCGGCAUCAGAUACGAUGAUUAUGACUAUGCAGAGGUCAACCAUUUCCUGGACCGGACUCUCAAGCUGUACAUCAAAACUGUGACUUGUUCUCCAGAGAAGAUGGAUCCCCAGAUGUUUGAGCGCUUCUGGAAACAAUUCAAGCACAGCGAAAAGGUCCACGUGAAUCUGCUCAUCCUGGAGGCCCGGUUGCAGGCCGAGCUCCUCUAUGCGCUCCGUGCCAUCACGCACUACAUGGUCUCCUAGAGCACGGGGGGGGGGACUCUGGCAGUGUCCCCCCACGUUUACUUGACACCCUCCAAGAUGUGAAAAGUGGCGUCUUCCCUCUGGCCUCCCUCGCUGAGAACCCGAGGGCUGGUGGGCAACGUGGCCGCAGCAAGCCGGCUGUGGCUUUGCUCCUCCGCAGGUUGUGGGUGUCCGUGGAGGGGAGGGAUGGGUUGCACGUACUUGGCGGAGGGGACGGAGGUCAUUCCUGCUUCUUCCGCGGUCGACUCAUGCGACUCUGUUCAGUUUAGUCCCCGUUACAGUAUUGCGGGGGGGGGCUCUCGUCUCGUGCCAUUCCUGCUGCUCGUAGGCUAUUACUGGCCUGUCCUUGGAGGGUUGGGAAGGGGGUCUGCCACCCUGGACUGGGGGCUUCUGGAGAGAGAGCAGGGACGCUUUCUGCUGGCCUUCUCUUGCACUGGGGGUGGGGGGAACAGGAAGGAAGGGUCUCUAGCACUUCUUUCAGGGAGUGUCUCCGCCCCCUCUCCUUCAUCCAAAUUGUCCUUGGUAGCCAGAUUUGACCCCCCCCAGGGCUCUUAACCAGCAACCUUAACCUGAGGUUGCUUCCCUCCUUGCCUCCAAAGUCAACCCCCUGCAAGUGUGCUGCCCCCCUGCCGCCUUUCGUGCUACUGGCACUUGGCCGACCCCCCCAAGCCCCCUCUGACUUGCGCUUCCCCUCCGAGCGGUGCAGAUGUCCAGCUUGCCUCGGCUUUGCUCCUUGCCUCCCCCCCCUUCCUGUCGCUGCUCGGGGGUCCUACUUGUCUUGUUCCGAAGAGGGAGUUUCUGCGCUGGGCCUCCUCCCGUUGACGGGACUGGGCUACAGUGAUGCUUCCGCUGGGCAGACGGGGGGCCCUUGUUGGCUGGGCCGCUGAUCAAUAACUGCAACAGGAGGGGGCUUGGUCAAUGGCUAACGAAGGGGCAACUGGCAGAGGACAUGGGUGGGACCUGGCUCAGCACACGGGGCAGCAGCUGACCUGUUUACUGUGUAAAUGUUUUGGGGGGUGGGAACAAAACAUUGUGUGGGGAAGAGAGUAAAGCCUAUUUUUGCUAUAAAUAUAAAUGUUUGA